Messenger RNA from Manis pentadactyla (Chinese pangolin), 5748 nucleotides. RefSeq names its product cullin 7 (gene CUL7). Gene Ontology annotation, biological process: ubiquitin-dependent protein catabolic process. The record is from RefSeq and is a predicted model, not a curated record. The transcript has 26 exons. Bases 574 to 5682 code for a protein of 1702 amino acids. Lineage: Eukaryota; Metazoa; Chordata; Mammalia; Pholidota; Manidae. Gene Ontology annotation, cellular component: Golgi apparatus. Gene Ontology annotation, molecular function: ubiquitin protein ligase binding.
AGUUGCCCCCUGGUCUCAGUUCCUUUACGUGUAAUAGCGAAGGGGUUAUAAAUGACCUCCAAGGCCUUUUCCAGUCCUGACUUCAGGGAAUGCACUUCCGGUAGCAGGAGGAAGGACGAAAAGGAAGAGGAAAGGGCGGUACGGAGGAGGUGCUGCGCGUCGUCGAGGUGGCACCGGCGACUCCGCCCCGGCGCUCUCCCAGGGCCCCUACCUUUCCGCUAAACCCGGCGGAAAUGAGCUGCGGCUCCGGGCGGGUGGCGGAGCCCCGAGAGCUGGGCGGGAGCGCCGCAGGCUGGUACCAGACCGCGCCCCGUCCCGCCCCAGCGCCGCGGAUCUGCGGGCGGGCGGUUACAGUGACCCAGCCCCACGGCCCUUAGUCCCCGCGCGCCACGCCCCCUGCCCGCCCGCCUGUCCGGAGGCACGCCCCCUCCCGCCUCUCCAGGUCGACCCCCUCGGGGGCCCAGGCGGGGCCCAAAUUUCUGCCAGCAUCGCCGCCAUCGUCUGUGCUGCGUCCCUAGCUCUGAGAAGGACAGGCCUCGCACCAGGACCCCCAUCGACUUCUGAGGUGCCAGGAUGGUGGGGGAACUCCGCUACAGGGAAUUCAGAGUGCCCCUGGGGCCUGGCUUGCAUGCCUACCCAGAUGAACUCAUCCGCCAGCGGGUGGGCCAGGAUGGGCGUCCUGAGUACCAGAUCCGCUGGCUCAUCCUCAGGCGUGGGGACGAUGGAGAAGGGGGCUCUAGCCAAGUGGACUGCAAGGCUGAGCACAUCCUGUUGUGGAUGUCCAACGACGAGAUCUAUGCCAAUUGCCACAAGAUGCUGGGCGAGGAUGGCCAGGUCAUCGGGCCUUCCCAGGAGAUUGCAGGGGAGGCUGGGGCCCUAGACAAAUCUGUGCUGGGGGAGAUGGAAACUGACGUGAAGUCUCUGAUCCAGAGGGCCCUUAGGCAGCUGGAGGAGUGUGUGGGCACCAUCCCUCCUGCUCCUCUGCUUCACACUGUCCAUGUACUCAGCGCCUAUGCCAGCAUCGAGCCCCUCACUGGGGUAUUCAAAGACCCAAGGGUCCUGGACUUGCUCAUGCACAUGUUGAGUAGUCCUGAUUAUCAGAUUCGCUGGAGUGCAGGCCGGAUGAUACAAGCCCUGGCCUCCCAUGAUGCCGGGACCCGGACCCAGAUCCUUCUGUCACUGAGUCAGCAAGAGGCCAUUGAGAAACACCUGGAUUUUGACAGUCGCUGUGCUCUGCUGGCUCUGUUUGCACAGGCCACACUCUCUGAACACCCCAUGUCUUUUGAGGGCAUUCAGCUGCCACAGGUUCCAGGAAGGCUGCUCUUCUCUCUGGUGAAGCACUAUUUGCAUGUUACCUCCCUCCUGGAUCAGCUGAAUGACAGUGCUGCAGAAGCAGGAGCCCAGAAUAACUCUGCUCCUGAGGAACUGAGUGGGGAGAGGGGUCGGCUGGAGCUGGAGUUCAGCAUGGCCAUGGGCACCCUGAUCUCAGAGCUGGUGCAGGCCAUGCGCUGGGACUGGGCCUCAAGCAGACUGGGGCCCUCGGCACGCUCCUCCUGUUCCAUCUUCCAGCCUCAGCUGGCGGAUGUGGGCCCAAAGCUGCCACCUGCCCAUGCCCAGCCCUCCCUCAGGAGGUCAAGGCGGUUCCGCCCUCGCUCCGAAUUUGCAAGUGGCAAUACCUAUGCCUUGUACGUGCGGGAUACGCUGCAGCCUGGGAUGCGAGUGCGGAUGCUGGAUGAUUAUGAGGAGAUCAGUGCCGGGGAUGAGGGCAAGUUCCGGCAGAGUAACAAUGGAGUGCCCCCUGUGCAGGUGUUAUGGGAGUCGACAGGCCGCACCUACUGGGUGCACUGGCACAUGCUGGAGAUUCUGGGCUUUGAGGAAGAUAUUGAAGACAUGGUCGAGGCUGAUGAGUACCAGGGGGCAGUGGCCCGUGGAGCCCUCGGUGUAGCCUUGCCCUCUUGGCGGUGGAAGCCCAUGACAGAACUCUAUGCUGUGCCCUACGUGCCGCCUGAAGAUGAAGACACAGAGGAGAGUGAACACCUGACCCAGGCUGAGUGGUGGGAGCUCCUCUUCUUCAUCAAGAAGCUGGAUGGACCUGACCAUCAGGAGGUUCUCCAGAUCCUCCAGGAGAACCUGGAUGGAGAGAUUCUGGAUGAUGAGAUCCUGGCUGAGCUGGCCGUGCCCAUGGAGUUGGCUCAGGACCUACUACUGGCUCUGCCACAGCGACUUGAUGACAGCGCUCUCAGGGACCUGCUCAACUGCCGUGUCUACAGGAAAUAUGGGCCUGAGGCCCUGGCAGGACAGCCAGCUUACCCAUUCCUACUGGAAGCCCAGGCCCAGCCUCAGGAAUCAGCAGAUGCAGCCAGAGUGGAAGUGGCCAACUCUUGUGACGUGCCCCUUCCUUUAGCAAAAGAACGCCUGUCUCAGUUCCCUGACACUCCCCUGCGGUGUCUGGUGGAGGGUUAUGGUCCAGCUGGGAAAAUCUUCCUGGAUUUGGAGCAGGCCCUCAGCUCAGAGGGGACCCAGGAGAGUGAGGCCAAGCCCUUACUGCUGCAGCUACGGCAGCAGCCCCAGCUCUUCCUGGCACUGAUGCGGAGCCUCAACACUCCGGCAGCCAACAGGGCCCUGCACCUGGCUGUUCUGAGAAUCCUGAUGCGGCUCGUAGGCUUUCCUGAGGCUCUGCUGCUCCCCUGGCACGAGGCCAUGGACGCCUGCAUGGCCUGCCUGCGGUCACCAGACACAGACCGGGAGGUGCUCCAGGAACUGAUCUUCUUCCUGCACCGCCUGGCUUCCGUGAGUAGAGACUAUGCCGUGGUGCUGAAUCAGCUGGGGGCCCGCGAUGCCAUCUCCAAGGCCCUGGAAAAGCACCUGGGAAAGCUGGAGCUGGCUCAGGAGCUGCGGGACAUGGUGUUCAAAUGUGAGAAGCAUGCCCACCUCUACCGGAAACUCACCACCAACAUCCUGGGAGGCUGCAUCCAGAUGGUGCUGGGCCAGAUUGAAGACCACAGGCGAACCCACCAGCCCAUCAACAUCCCCUUCUUUGACGUGUUCCUCAGACACCUCUGCCAGGGCUCCAGUGUGGAAGUGAAGGAGGACAAGUGCUGGGAGAAGGUGGAGGUGUCCUCCAACCCGCACCGGGCCAGCAAGCUGACCGACCGCAACCCCAAGACCUACUGGGAGUCCAACGGCAGCACCGGCUCCCACUACAUCACCUUGCACAUGCACCAGGGCGCCCUCAUCAGGCAGCUAACUCUGCUGGUGGCUGGUGAAGACUCGAGCUACAUGCCGGCCAGGGUUGUGGUGUUCGGAGGCGACAGCACCAGCUCUCUUAACACAGAACUCAACUCGGUGAAUGUGAUGCCCUCCGCCAGCCGGGUGGUCCUCCUGGAGAACCUGAACCGCUUCUGGCCCAUCAUCCAGAUCCGCAUAAAGCGCUGCCAGCAGGGUGGCAUCGAUACACGCAUCCGGGGGUUAGAGGUCCUGGGCCCUAAGCCCACAUUCUGGCCAGUGUUCCGGGAGCAGCUGUGUCGUCACACUCGUCUCUUCUACAUGGUUCGGGCACAGGCCUGGAGCCAGGACAUAGCAGAGGACCGCAGGAGCCUCCUGCACCUGAGUUCUAGACUCAACGGGGCUCUUCGCCAAGAGCAGAAUUUUGCUGAUCGCUUCCUUCCUGACAAUGAAGCCGCCCAGGCGCUGGGCAAGACCUGCUGGGAGGCCCUGGUCAGCCCCCUGGUGCAGAACAUCACCUCCCCUGAUGAGGAUGGCAUCAGCCCCCUGGGCUGGCUGCUGGACCAGUACCUGGAGUGCCGGGAGGCUGCCCACAACCCGCAGAGCCGUGCGGCAGCUUUCUCCUCACGCGUGCGCCGCCUCACCCACCUGCUGGUGCACGUUGAGCCCUGCGAGGCGCCCCCUCCUGUGGUGGCCACUCCUCGGCCAAAGGGCAGAAACAGAAGCCAUGACUGGAGCUCCCUGGCUACCCGGGGGCUUCCCAGCAGCAUCAUGAGAAACCUGACCCGCUGCUGGCGGGCUGUGGUGGAGGAGCAGGUGAGCAGUUUUCUGACCUCACACUGGUGGGAUGAUGAUUUUGUGCCACGCUACUGUGAACACUUUAGUAAUCUGCAGAAGUCGAGCUCCGAGCUAUUCGGGCCGCGGGCGGCCUUCUUGCUGGCGCUGCAGAAUGGCUGUGCUGGUGCCUUGCUGAGGCUCCCUUUCUCCAAAGCUGCCCACGUGAGCGAGCAGUUUGCCCGGCACAUUGACCAGCGGAUCCAGGGCAGCCGGAUUGGGGGGGCCCGGGGAAUGGAGAUGUUGGCACAGCUGCAGCGAUGCCUGGAAACUGUCCUCGUUUUCUCUGGCCUGGAGAUAGCCACCACCUUUGAGCAUUACUACCAGCACUACCUGGCGGACCGUCUCCUGAACGUGGGCUCUGGCUGGCUGGAGGGGGCCGUGCUGGAGCAGAUUGGCCUCUGCUUCCCCAACCGCCUCCCCCAGCAGAUGUUGCGGAGCCUGAACACUUCCGAGGAGCUGCAGCGCCAGUUCCACGUCUACCAGCUCCAGCGACUCGAUCAGGAACUCCUAAAGCUAGAGGACACAGAGAAGAAAAUCCAGGUGGGCCAUGCAGCCAGUGGCGAGGAGCAUGACCCAGAGAAUGAAGGGGAAGCUGAGGAAGGGGGCGCCACAGCGCCAGCAGCCACGGAGGAGUUGGGGGAGGAGGAGGAGAACGAGGACCUCUACUACGAAGGGGCCAUGCCAGACGUGUCUGUACUGGUCCUGUCGCCACACUGCUGGCCCACUGCCUCCAUCUGCCGUACCCUGAAUCCCAGAACCUGCCUGCCCUCCUACCUCAGGGGCACUUUGAACCGAUACUCCAACUUCUACAACAAGAGUCAGAGCUACCCUGUCAUGGAGCAGGGCCCGCAUCGGCGGCUGCAGUGGACGUGGCUGGGCCGGGCUGAGCUGCAGUUCGGGGACCAGACCCUGCACGUGUCCACCGUGCAGAUGUGGCUACUGCUUUAUCUCAACGACCUGAAGAUGGUCUCUGUGGAGAGUCUGCAGGCCCUCUCAGGGCUCUCUCCAGACAUGCUGAAUCAGGCGAUCGGGCCUCUCACCUCAUCAAGAGGCCCCCUGGACCUUCACGAGCCAAAGGAUGUCCCAGGAGGGGUGCUCAAGAUUCGAGACAGCAGCGAGGAGCUCAGGCCAAGGAGGGGCAAUGUGUGGCUCAUUCCACCUCAGACAUACCUGAGAGCUGAGGAUGAAGAGGGCCACAACUUGGAGAAGAGACGGAACCUUCUGAACUGUCUCAUCGUCCGAAUCCUCAAAGCCCACGGGGAUGAAGGGCUGCAUAUUGACCAGCUUGUUUGUCUGGUGCUGGAGGCGUGGCAGAAGGGCCCGUGUCCUCCCCAAGAUUUGGUCAGCAGCCUGGGUUGGGGUUCUGCCUGCAACAGUACCGAUGUCCUCUCCUGUGUCCUGCACCUCCUGGGCAAGGGCACAGUGAGACGCCAUGAUGACCGGCCCCAGAUGCUGUCCUAUGCAGUCCCCGUGACUGUGAUGGAGCCCCACACCGAGUCGCUAAAUCCAGGCUCCUCGGGCCCCAACCCUCCCCUCACCUUCCACACCCUGCAGAUUCGCUCUCGGGGUGUGCCCUAUGCGUCGUGCACCAGCACCCAGAGCUUCUCUACCUUCCGGUAGCCCUGAGAUUAGGCCAGGGCUAGGUAGGGCCGGGGCUUUCCACAGAAAUAAAAUGCAGGUGUUUGA